GAUAGGUCCGCGGUCACACUAAGUAGAAAACUUGGAUUAAAACGAAAAGCGAAAAAAUUAUUAGUCAAGCAAAAGCCCAUAGAAAUUCGUCGUCAGCCCCAGCCCCGAAGGUCCACGAAAGGCGACCACAGCAAGCGCAACCAUGUCCUGGACAGAGAAAGUCGACCCGGAGCUCAUUUUCACCAAACAGGAGCGCAUAGGCAAGGGCUCCUUCGGUGAGGUGUUCAAAGGCAUCGACAAUCGCACCCAGCAGGUGGUGGCCAUAAAGAUAAUCGAUUUGGAGGAGGCCGAGGAUGAGAUCGACGACAUACAGCAGGAGAUCAUGGUGCUGUCGCAGUGCGACUCGCCGUACGUGACCAAGUACUAUGGGUCCUUCCUGAAGGGCACCAAGCUGUGGAUCAUCAUGGAGUAUCUGGGUGGCGGCUCAGCCUUGGAUCUGAUGAAGGCUGGCUCCUUCGAGGAGAUGCACAUCGGUAUCAUACUGAGGGAGGUCCUCAAAGGUCUCGACUACUUGCACUCGGAGAGAAAGCUGCAUCGAGAUAUCAAGGCGGCCAAUGUUCUCUUGAGCGAGCAGGGGGACGUGAAGCUGGCUGAUUUCGGAGUGGCUGGCCAGCUGACAAACACCACCUCGAAGAGGAACACCUUCGUGGGCACGCCCUUCUGGAUGGCCCCCGAGGUGAUUAAGCAAUCGCAGUACGAUUCGAAGGCGGACAUCUGGUCGCUGGGAAUCACUGCGAUUGAGCUGGCCAAGGGCGAACCGCCCAACUCCGAGCUGCAUCCGAUGCGCGUCCUCUUCCUCAUACCCAAGAACAAUCCGCCCCAGCUGACUGGCAACUACACCAAGUCGUUCAAGGACUUUGUCGAGGCCUGCCUCAACAAGGACCCCGAGAACCGGCCCACAGCCAAGGAGCUGCUCAAGUAUCCGUUCAUCAAGAAGGCCAAGAAGAACGCCUACCUGAUCGAUCUGAUUGACCGCUUCAAGAAGUGGAAGGUCUCCAAGGGCGACGAGAGCGAGACGGAGUCUGAGAACUCCGACUCGGACUCGGAUGCCAAGCAGAGCGGCAGCAGCCAGGACGAGCCCUGGAUCAUGACCGUCAAGGGGCUGCACAUCAACAGUGCCCCGCGAGCGGGCGUCAACAGCUUCCAGCUGCAGGAGCACGAGCUGACCAUGCAGAAGCUGAUGCAGACCACACAAUCCCCGGCCGGUGGCAAUUCCAUCUCCUCGGUCUCCGUCAACUCUGCAUCCAAUUCGAACGAAGCGUCAGCAUCUGCCACAGCGUCGGCCAACGCUCUGCCAACCCAGGCGAACCACAACCAUAGCCACAGCCACAAUAACAACAACAACAAUAAUCACUUGAGCAACAAACAUGCCACGACCACGACUAUGCUUAAUGCUCAGCCUCCGAGCUCGGCUGGAGUGACGGCAUCAUCGGGUGUGACCACUUCCUCCUCGGCCAAUGAACUAAUCCAGAAGCGAUCCAGCUCCAAGCCGGAGCUACGUCAGUCCCGUUCAGCGGCUCCCUUGGAUCAGGUGGAGGAGCGUCGUGCCUCUCUGGGACUGCCAAUGCAGCAACAACUACUACAACUACAACAGCAGCAGCAACAGCAGCAACGUCGCAGCAGCCAACGUGAAUCAUUCCAUGCAACAAACGCCAGCAGCAGCAGCAACAACAUCAACGACGAGCAUCAUCCCUCUUCCAAUCAUGUGAAACAGCCUCCAACGGGCCAACACCGCGUAAACCACACGAACAGUGCCUGUUUGAACAAUUUCCUCUUCCCCGUACUGAGCGACAUCCAGAGGAAGUACUCGGGCGGCAGCGGCGGCGGCAGCACCAGCAAGAACAUGGGCGUCGGCAGCGACAUUGGCGACCUCAAGUCGGUGUUCGAGCUGGCCGAACGGUCCAGCCCGGGAGUGAGUGACCUGUUCAUGAAGGAGCUUAUCCACAUGCUCGUGCCGGGCUAUUCGGAGACGCGCAUCAACAAUAUCAUGGACCGCGCCAUACGCAAUCGCAAGUAGGGCCGUCCAACGGCCAACCCAAAUUCCAAACCAACCAACCUAUAUAAAUAUAUAUAAAAUUAUUAACACAACCCCCGACACGAACAGAGAAACAAAAGAAGAGAAUCGAAGAAGAAAGAGGAGAAAAACACCAGAAAUAGACAUGUAUUGUAUUCCGACAUUAUUUAGUGGCCAAUGGAGCAGCAGGAGAUAUGUAUAUGUAUUUCAAUUGAACAGUUAUUUAGGCAUACAAUAUGUAUUCGUUUGUUUAUCUGCAAUAUUAAUCUAAUGUAAAACAUAUAUAACUUCAAAAUAAAAACGACCGAAAAAAUCAUUA
Messenger RNA from Drosophila subobscura, 2333 nucleotides. RefSeq names its product serine/threonine-protein kinase 26 (gene GckIII). Gene Ontology annotation, molecular function: ATP binding; protein kinase activity. NCBI's taxonomy places the organism in Eukaryota, Metazoa, Arthropoda, Insecta, Diptera, Drosophilidae. The transcript has 2 exons. Gene Ontology annotation, biological process: protein phosphorylation. The record is from RefSeq and is a predicted model, not a curated record. The coding region runs from base 143 to 2017 and encodes 624 amino acids.